GUUUACUAGCACCUCUCCUCAAUAGUCUCAACAAAGUCUCAAUAAAUAUAAAAAAAGCUUACUUUUACUUUCGUCUUUUCCUCGUUUGCUAACGCUUUAUACUAUAUUUACAUCAUUAAAUACAGUUUCAUAAGCAAUAUUAUGUAAAGGUCACAAGUACUUAAUUAAUACAAUUUGUGUGUCUUUGUGUAAACGACGGUGAAGUUUUUAAAGAGUGAAAAUGUCCGUUGCUUUUGCACCGCGAGGGAAUCGACCUCAAUUAAGUCCAGCACAAAUCCAAAAAAUGUUAGAUGAAAAUGCACAUCUUAUACAAACAAUACAAGAAUAUCAAGCUAAAGGACAGUUAAUGGAAUGCCACCAAUAUCAACAAGUUUUACAUAGAAAUUUGGUUUAUUUAGCAACGGUGGCAGAUGCUAAUCAGAAUAUUCAAGCUCUUUUACCGCCACCACAUCAAUUGGCUGCUGGUAAUGUUCAACAAGGUCCACUUAACCCACCUACCAGUGGAGCGGAAGUCCCAGGAUCACCUCAGCAACCAUACAGACCACCCUCUGGAGUUUCAUCUACUCCAACUAGACCAACUCAAUCAUAUGGUCAAAGGCCAUACCCACAAAACCAAUACCAAGGACAGUAUCAAGGUGCACCAGGUGUUUACCCACCUCAGGGAGGCUAUGGACCUCCAGGGCAAGGAUAUGGACCUCCUAACCCUUCUCAACAGCCACAGGGUUAUCCUCCUAAUUCAACUUAUGGACCUCCCAUUACUACUUCGCCCAAUAACUAUCCUCCAUCUACACACCCAGGCCCUGGGUACCCCCCAUCUUCGAGUCAACAACCUUAUGCACCUCCACCAGGUAGCCCAGCUGCAGCGGGGUCACCAUAUCCAGUGCGUGGAUCAAGUCAACCAGCAUACACAGGAAGUUCGGGUUAUCCACCUCCUCAAUCAGGUCCGAAUUACCCCAAUGUUGGUGUAAGUUCUUAUAAUUCGACAACAUCCCAGCCCCAGCCAUAUCAAUCACAACCAUUCCCAAAUACAACCCCAACAUCUGCCUAUAGUUCAACACCUAUUUCACAACCCAAUCGCUCUCCACAACCUCCUCCUAGUGGCUAUAGUUCACAGAACCCUACAAGUACAGGAUAUGGCUCACCAUCUGCUCAAUCUCCAACAUACAAUUCUAGUUCUCAUGGAAAUAAUUUACCUCCAUCAACAGUUGCAUCAGGUGCUCCUCCACAAAGUGGUCCUCCAAGUCAGCAAUAUCCACCAGCUGGCCAACCAUCUCCUUAUCCUCCAGCAACCCAACCCCCGUAUUCUAAUCCCUCAUCCCAGCCAGGAAGUCCAGCUCCUUCAGUAUCAACUGCACAGCCUCCACAAUCAUCAUAUCCUCAAAAUCCACAAAACUAUCCUCCUGCAGGUGGAGCUUAUCCUCCUCAUGCAUACCAACAAGGCUAUCCCCCUGCUCAAUACCCACCGUCUCCGUAUCCUUAUGCUCGUGCGCCUGCACCUGGUGCACCUCCACCUGGAGCACCACAACCAUAUCCAGGCUACGGCUUUCAGCCUCCUAAUCAGCAAUAGUAAUAGUAAUAUUUUAAGCUAAGCAGUCAGUUGUUAAGAAAUGUUGCCUUCAUUAUUAAUUGCUUGAUCUUACUGGAACCAUUACAUAAUAUCUAUCUUUUUAAAAUAUGGAUUUCAAACAAAAAUUACAUACUACUAAUUUAUAUUAGAGUAGUUUUCAGUUAUUUAUAAUGAACAAAAUUGGCCUCUAUAGAAAUAAAGAAUGUUUGAAUGAACUUUCAAUAAAUAAGUAAAAACUAACAUUGUAAGAAUUAUUGAGAUUGCUGUAGUUUUAAUGUAUGUUAGGAUUUACAAUACUAGGAAAUAAAUAAUAAAUAUAAUUAAAAACACAA
This is a messenger RNA of Melitaea cinxia (Glanville fritillary), 1899 nucleotides long. Its product is annotated as basic proline-rich protein-like. Lineage: Eukaryota; Metazoa; Arthropoda; Insecta; Lepidoptera; Nymphalidae. Bases 221 to 1567 code for a protein of 448 amino acids. The record is from RefSeq and is a predicted model, not a curated record. The transcript has 2 exons.